AUGAGAAAAUUCAGAAAGACAAGAUUCGUUACGUUUGACAUCGAAACAAUGGAGAGACCGAUUGAGGAAACCACCAAGUCAACAACUGUUCAUUCUGAGCUUCGACUUCUUUCCAUCGCAAUCGGGAGUAAUUUUGGAUACCAGCGAUUCUUGAUAAGGCGAAGUGAUGAAAAUGAUGCAGCCAAACAACUUGUUCAAAAAUUUGUCGACGAAAUUGAAGACCUUGCUGUCUCUGAAGAAACGUAUCUUCCUUCAGAGCUAAAAGAUGCAAUCCAGAGUCUCGAAAACAUCGAUAUCAACUCAGUCAAUGCUGAGCGAAAGAUGAAAGUUCGAUAUCUUCGACGAGAGCUAACAAACUACGCGAAAAUGGACAUUUUCGGUUUCAAUAGUGCUAAAUUUGAUUUGAAAGUUUUAAGUCCCUACCUUAUACCCAUUCUUAUGAAAAAGUAUGGAUCAAAAUUCACUAGUAUAAAAAAAGGCACUCAUUAUUUUUCAAUGUCAACGCCAACAUAUCAAUUCAAGGAUGCCAAACUAUUCAGCACUCCAACUGAUUUGGCUGGAUAUCUCAAGCAAGGAGGAGUCGAGGAAAGAAAAGCGAUUUGGCCUUAUGAAAAAUAUCGUAGCGUCUUUGAUAUCAUGAACGAUAAAAAUUUCCCUCCAAGAGAAGAAUUUUUUUCUAGUCUCAAGAAUAAGGAAAUCUCAGAAGAAGACUAUGAAAUUUUCAGAGCGGAGUUUUAUAGAAAUCAAAGACGCGAUCCAAAUUACUCUAUGGGUCAUUGGCUCAAACACUACAAUUUGGCAGAUGUCACACCUUUUGCGAAAGCAAUUGACAAUCAGUUCAAAUUAUUCUUCGAGACUUUCAAAAUUGACCCUUCUUUCUGUAUGAGCUUGCCUAAAUUUGCGAUGGCGUGUGUUUUCGAAGGUUACUCGAAGAGUUCCCCGCUUACAUUUUCAUUCCACCGAAAUUAUCACAAAGAACACAAACUCUUACGUGAUAAUAUAAUUGGUGGUCUGGUGAACGUCUACUCUCGCUACACCGAGCUUCGACCCGACGUAGACGCUCCGAGAAAUGCAAAGUUUGCUCCAAAUGGGGAUCCGUUCACAAAGAUAGUCUUUUUCGACUUCAAUGCCUUGUACCUCUUCGCUCAAAAAAUGUUGCUACCAUCCACUCCAGGUAUAAGAUGGCAGAAAAUCGACAAUUCAGUCUUCCGCAAAUCGAUCAUGACGACGGAUAACUCUCUUGCUGCGCUUCAGUGGCUGACGUACAUCGACGAAUUUAGUCCCUUGUUGGUUCAAGCUAAUGGCGAGCGAGUCCGACUCGAACAUCAAUAUUUCAGGGGAGAGCAUCAAGUUCUCAAUUAUAAAAUUGAUGGCUACGCUUGUGUUGAUGGAAAACAUCACUAUUUUGAGUUCUUAGGUUGUUAUUUUCACCAAUAUUGCGUUGAUUGCAACCCAGGUCAGGCUGACCAUGAGUUUGAGAAGAAAAAGCGUAUGUUGUCUCGAAAAGGGACUGUUCAUAUUAUGCGCGAAUGUGAAUGGAUCCAUCGCCGAAAUAGAUAUUAUGUCGACCGUGUUUCAAAAUAUUGGGGUCAUAUAUUUAAACUUAAAGAGUCCGAAAAGAGCAUUCUUGACGGCAUUCGAAAUGACGAGAUAUAUGGAUUUAUUGUAGCGGAUGUUUCUUGUCCGAAAGAGGUCUUUGAUCAAAUCUCGUACAUAAAUUUUCCGCCAGUGAUCCAGCGAAUGAAAAUCACAAACGAGCAUUUAAGUCCUUAUAUGAAAGCUCAAUUUGAAAAAACCGGAAGCAAAUGCGAUCAAGAAACGGUCGUACAAACAUAUAAUGGUAAGAGUAUGUUUCUCCUGACAACAUUAGUGAAAUUUUAUCUUGACCUUGGCUUAGAAAUAACUAAUAUUCAAUCUUUCACCCAAUUUCGAGCAACUAAGAGUCUAAGUGAUUAUGCUGAUAAUAUUACUCACGGUCGUGUAAAUGCUCUUGAUGACAAGAACAGUGCUCUUGCUCUUGCAUUUAAAACGAUUGGCAAUUGCGGCGGUUUCGGUAAAGCCAUCGAGCAGGUCGACCGUCCGAAUACCAAAUUUAACAACGAUAAGCAACUGAAAAAGUCAAUUAUAAAGCCAACAUUUAAAUCUCAUGAGACACUCUCUCAAGAAAACGGUGAGUAUGAAAUUUCCGAAGUCAUAUUCGACAAGCUACGCAUCAAAGAUGACAAACCAACUGUUCUUGGUGUGGCUAUUCUUCAAAACUCAAAACUUCACUUUCUCUCCUUUGUUUACAAAUUUCUUCACAAAUACCUGAGACCUGGAUCCUACAAGCUGAACUAUUGCGAUACAGACAGUUUAGCAAUAUCGUUCACUCGAAGCGGAACGGAUGGACAAACAACAAGGUCACAGAUGGAAGCCGCUUUGCUACCUUGUGUCCGGGAGGAACUCAUGGACGAAUUUCUACAAGUUUGGCAUAAAUGGAUUGUCCUGGAAGAUACAACUCUUAAUCACAAAACUCCUGGACUUCUCAAAGCGGAAUGGCAAACGAAUAAUGGCGCACUUGUCUGUCUUGGAAACAAGAUGUACUUUGGCUACGAUGAAGAAAAUAAACAGACGAAGCGAUCAACGAAAGGAGUUCCGCACAAUCACGAGCUGAAACUUCAAGAAUUUCUUGAUUGUCUAAAUGAAACUGUGACCAGUAGUAACACAUGCAAAGUUCGCAUGUUACGCUCGACUACCGACAAUAUUGUAAAACGAAUUUCCAUCGAAAAGAAAGUUCUCUCGAAUAUUUUUGUAAAGCUGCGAGUCAUGGCGGACGGCGUCACAUGUAAACCACUGACCCUUAACGGCGAAAUCCUUUAA
This is a messenger RNA of Oikopleura dioica, 2859 nucleotides long. The record is from the annotation of a GenBank genome assembly. Lineage: Eukaryota; Metazoa; Chordata; Appendicularia; Copelata; Oikopleuridae.